Molecule: messenger RNA, 2229 nt
Organism: Echinostoma caproni
Lineage: Eukaryota; Metazoa; Platyhelminthes; Trematoda; Plagiorchiida; Echinostomatidae
Source: the annotation of a GenBank genome assembly
GGAGCAGACGAUAGCCUUCAUCGAGUCGAGUCAGUUCGACCGGGUCCGCUGUUUUCUAUAACUGUUCGUGAAAGAAUACUGGAAAAGUUGUUACUAUGGGUUGAAGCAGCACCGUCAAAAAGCAACGAGUUGCAUUCCCGAAUGCGGGAUCAACAACGUGCACACUUGCUCAGCCUGUUUGAAACCUUAAUGACUCAGUCCAGACAGAAUGUGAUCGCUGAGAUCUCUGUGCUGCGUCCUCUUCUCCAAUUCCUGUUCAAAUUGUCGUCGCAGUUACGUCCAGCCUAUAGCAAAGUUUACGGACGGACACUUUAUGAGUUUUGUGUGCUCCUUUGCCGCGACUCUCUCUUUCUUGACCAUUGUAGAAAAAUCUGCGAAGAACUGUUCGGUCAGCCGCACAUUGUGUUCUCUAUGCUCGUUCCACUGAUUCACCAAGGUGAUGCAGUCGGGGACUGGGCAAAGGAUGCAUUUCUCCUGGUCCUAUCAGUCUCGAAACGUGAUGAUGCUUUGGGCAACUAUUUGGCGUUUGAGUCCGAUUUUUGUCCGGUCUUAGCAACUGGUCUGAGUGGUCUCUAUUCUAGUCUGCCGAAGAAAUUGGUCCCACGUCAUGAACUUCCCAACGCACAAGAUUUAGAUUCUCCGGGUGGACCAGUCACAUUAACCAGUGCCGCCUUUUUCGAACCAUUGUCCUCCGCUCCGUGUGUUGUGGAGCUUCCGGUUGGUGGACCGUCAUGGCACCAACUGGCGGAGAACGAGUGGAAUCAAUCGACUGAUUUACGUCGGUUUUUGCAUACAUUGGACUUUUGUAAUUUGGUCAUCAAGAUUUGUCAUCAAAAUGUGCGAGAUCAAUUGCUUUAUUAUAUCAACUCGGGAUUCCUUGUCCCCGUCUUAGGGUCCGCGUUGCAUCAAAGUGCUUUAGAUGAAGUUGUCGCUGCUACUGCCUAUUUGGAAUUAUUCCUUCGACGCCUUACCGAGCCCACCUUGAUUAAACUGGUGCUCAAUUUCAUAGUGAACGGAACAUAUGACUCGUAUUCCAUAUUGACGUCUCUCAUCAAUCGUCUGAAUUCGAAAGCCGCGCUCGGAAUGGUCACCUUGUCCUUGUUCCGUACGAUUCUGAGUUUUCAUUGCGAGGACGUGAUGUAUGAGCUAGUGUUGAAGUAUCUGAUCCCUUUUUAUGACGCACCAGUGACAACCACAUCUGGAGACAGUUCUUCUCAGUCACCUAAAAUGCACCAUCAAUCCCGAUGGCGUCCUUCUCGGUCCCAAGAGGAUAAGCCCACCACACCACAUGCGGUAGCGUCAAACCAACUCUCUCUAGAUUUAGUCCGUUCUGGUGAUCGUUUCAUGUCCUUGGCAAACACUGCUACCCCAAGCAAAAGGUUUGAAGUGAACACCUCACAGCAAGUGCUUCGUUCCAGCACGGAAGGGGUACACAAUGCGGAUCCGUGUGAGCCAUUACCUUUGAGUCGUGAUCGUCGUUCACCGGCCAGUCUCUCAGGUGUCAUGGAACGAUCUGCGCACAGUGAGAACGGAGAUGUCCCAAAUGAUUGGGUGUUGGUGCAAACCCGGAUGGCAGAUUUGAAUCCUCCGGAGAAGCCUUUUCUUUUUCCCUAUUUACGAUGCACUCAAAGACGUAUUCGACGGCGCCGUGAGGCCUGUUCCGCAUGGCAUUCUUCUUACGUCUCCCGCACUUUGGAUACCUCGACCACGCUUACCAUGACUCUCACCGACAAGGAGCUCGAAUUAAAUGAGCAUCGAGAUCGUAAAGACAUUCAUCUAUCCCCUCAGAGACCAUUCACCAAUCAGGUUUGUUCCCCAGUUCGAGAGAUCUCAAGCGCGGUACAUAUGGGCAAUUCAGGAGGAGACGUGCGAUCAAACGGGGAUCUAGAUUCUCCACGACCUGUUCGGUCAGCGACUAUGUCCCGCGCACAGGCAUCGUCUUUGUAUCAGUUGAACUAUUUCGAGGAUAGUUCGGAAGAAGAGGCGUUUUCCGCCAAACAGCAGGAAAUCCCAGGUCAAAACUUACGUUCCCGGUUAUCGCAUUUGGGCUCAUCAAGUCCAUCAGAUAGUCCCGGUCUAUCCCCAACUACAAAUGCCUACCUGCCAAUCAAACAGAAUGUUACCACAGAAGACUCUGUAUGUACUUGUCUGACAGCAGCUGAGGCCAAUAUAGUUAUGGAAGCGUGUUCUACACCNCCCCGAUUUGAGUCGAUUCAUGCACAGUCUUGA